ACUGCCCAUCUGUCUUCCCAAUCCAUACCUCAGUGUCAAGCACCUGUCAACAUGGAGAAGCAGGUCGACGUCGAGGUCAAUGCCUUGCAGACUCCGGUCCAAACAAACCGGUCGUCAGAGAGACGCAGCAACGUCAAGAGCGGCCUGAAGAAAGUCUAUCAAGAUGUUUUCUGGGCAUUCACGACAGUAUCAGACGGUGUCCAAGACUGGACGCCGUUUUUCCUAGUUUUGUCUUAUUUUGUCUUUUCCACUACCAUUUACAUGAAUGCCACUUCCGGAAUCAACGAAGUUUUCUGGUUUAUCUAUCUCAUGACAAACACAUACAUCGCAACAGCCACUGUCAUUGAGUCUAUCACGGCCCUAGGAAACUUCCAGGAUUCUAAGAGAGCUCUUGACAAAGUCGCAAAAAAGAACUGGGUGUUUCCUACGGCAGACAAUAAUCUCCCCAGACUAGACAUUAUUGUCGUGGCCUAUCUGCCAAAUGAGCAGGAUAUCGUCAUGGACCGCUUGAAAUAUCUUCUCGAAGAGAUUGUCUAUCCUCGGGACAGAUACCGAGUGAACCUGCUGUACAACACACCUUAUGCGAUUGAACCUCUGGAAUCGGACCUCUUUGCGUUGGCGGACGAAUACGCCAAAAACAUGCGUGUUGUCAAAGUCCCCGGUUCAAAGUCCAAGGCCGAUAACAUCAACUACUACUGCAACGUUAUCCAAACUGAUGCCCAGAUAUCAGCUAUCUUUGACUGCGACCACUACCCCCAUCCAUAUGCACCAAAAUGGGCAAUGGAGCAAUUUUGCAAAGAUAAGGAAAUAGACAUUGUCCAGGGUCGUUGCGUAGUCCUGAAUGCCAACGACAACUUCCUUACCUCGAUGAUUGGAGUUGAGUUCGACAAGAUCUACGCAGUCUCCCACCCCGGUCGUUCUGCCAUGUUCCAUUUCGGUCUCUUCUGUGGCUCUAACGGUUACUGGCGCACCUCGCUUCUGCGCGAGCUAAAAAUGGACGACUCUAUGCUAACCGAAGACAUUGAUUCCGCUCUUCGUGCAUUUGGGCAUGGAGCCAAAGCAGUACAUGACAUCAAUGUCACUUCAUUUGAACUUGCCCCAGUCACCAUGUCGGCCUUUUGGAAACAGCGUCUUCGAUGGUCCCAAGGUUGGAUCCAGGCUAGUAUGCGCCAUGUUCACCUAGUGUGGAGUCGCUCUCGCGAGGGUAAACACCGGACCAUGCGCCAACGUUUCGGAAUAUUCUCGUUACUUUUUGUCCGGGAAAUCAGCUACUAUCUCAUCACCCAAUAUCUUUGCCUAGUAUUGAGUGUGGUUAUCACCGAGUUCCCCAAAAAUGGACACGACUUAUAUAAGUUGGUCUUCUUCCAAUAUCCUAUUGCCUGGUGGCUCUUUAUCUUCAGUCUUCUUGCCUUUGUCGGCACUCUCUGGGUUACGUUCCACUUCCGAUCAGAGUUCUGCCGCUGGUACACAAUUCCUAUCUUUGCUGCCACAUAUCUCCCUCAGCUCGUACUUACAGCGGUCAUUGGUCUCUUUGGUCAUGCACGUCAAGUAAGCAAGUAUAUUAAGUGGAACCCGACUCCACGCAAUUGA
Molecule: messenger RNA, 1590 nt
Organism: Talaromyces stipitatus ATCC 10500
Lineage: Eukaryota; Fungi; Ascomycota; Eurotiomycetes; Eurotiales; Trichocomaceae
Exons: 2
Coding region: 52-1590 (512 amino acids)
Source: RefSeq, a predicted model, not a curated record